GCGGGUGCCAACGUCAAGCUUUCUGUCACCGAGCAUCUAUCAUUCUCGCGAGAACAUAUAAUUAGAUAACACCUAUCGUGAUUGCACAUACUGUGUUGAACCUCACAAACAAUCUGUUCCAGAUCAUCACGCCGUACAAAUCACUGAACAUACACGCAUAGAAACAACCAUGGCGCCAAAACAGAGGAUCAUCAUCGACACCGACCCUGUACGUUUGCCGUCCGCAUAACGCCUACAUUCAUGGACAUUUUAAGCCAAUACAUACUCUAGGGUGUCGACGAUAUUCUGGCUAUGCUUCUCGCAUUCUCCGCUACCCCCGAUGAGAUCGACGUUCUUCUUAUCUCGUUGACGUUUGGCAAUAUCGAUGUUCAAAAUUGCCUCCGCAAUGCAGUUUCACUCUUCCACCAUAUGGAAAGAGAGAUCGAAUGGAGAAGCAAGAAUGGAAAGGAGCUGGGCUUCGAGACAUUGAGAGCAUCUAAACCUCUUGUCGCUGUUGGCGCAGAAGAACCGCUGGCUGAGCAGCUCAUGAUGGCAGAUUUCUUCCACGGUACAGAUGGUCUUGGGGGUAUUCAUGCCAGUCAUCCUCAUCUGACUCCUCAAGAGACAUGGAAGAUGCUGUUUGAUGCGGCUGGGGCGGCACCUCUCUCACCGGAGGCGACUACCACUUCUCAGCAAGUCCGUGAGGCUUCGAUGUUCAAGCCUUCUCAGCGACGUUCGCACGAAGAAAUUCUCCGUCUGCUGAAGGAAAAUGAAGCUGACACCAUUACCAUUGUUGCAAUCGGACCCCUGACCAACCUGGCCAUCGCAGCAGCUCAAGAUCCCGAGACGUUCUUGCGCGUCAAAGAAGUGAUUGUGAUGGGAAAUACCAUCAGUGAAGCAGGAAAUGUGACCCCUGUGGCCGAAUUCAAUACAUACGCCGACAGCAUUGCCACAGCUCGUGUCUAUGCUCUUACUUCGCCCACCCCAAACUCCACGAUUCCACCAUCGCCUCCUACACUGCCUGGCUCGCAGUCACUGCCUCACUUGGCACCCUAUCCGGACAAGCUGUCGAGGCAACUCAAGCUUACCGUGUUUCCUCUGGAUAUCACUACGCCUCACAAGAUUACGAGAGGCCAGGUCAAACAGACGAUUCAGCCCUUGAUUGAGGCUGGAUCACCCUUGGCGGAAUGGGCCGCAGCAUUCUUGAACUCGACGUUUGGAAAGAUAGAGUCGUUGAUGGAAGGAAUCAGUGGCGACGCCGUUGGCCUUGAAUUGCAUGACCCUCUGUGUAUCUGGUAUGCAAUGACUCACGAUGAUGCGGGAUGGAAGAUCAAGAAGAACGAAGACAUCAGAAUCGAGACGACAGGUCAGUGGACACGGGGAAUGACGGUGGUCGACACACGCGGCCGUAAAAAGCGAGCUCCGGACGACGGCGAGGGUGAGAUCCCUGGUGAUGCGGGCAACUGGCUAAGCCCCAAUGCGGGUAACCGUGUUGGAAGAUGUGUACAAUCGCCUGGUGUUGACCUUUUCGCGCCGUACCUGAUGCGAAGAGUAUUUGGCGCAUGAUGAUGAGCGCGACGGGUGCUUAGCCGACCGCAGUCGCUAGAAUUAAGCUUAUAGAAACCCUAUCGACUGCUCCUUGAGAUGGCGAAACAUGGAUCAUGACGGCUCUCAUUAUGACAGAAGUACCAACUCUUACGAAAGAGACUAUGAACGAGUACGGCGUGUGGGUAAGCACAAGCCGAAGAGAUUGCUGACUUCAUUGUCUGAUACGGAGUACAUUGUGGUAUGCCUAUUGUCCUUGGCUGGGGGCUGUGUUUCCGAUGCCAUGGCCCCGCCUAUCGAAGCUUCGGACGCAUCAAGCAGGUCGUCUUUGAGAGAGAUAUUAUCCUCACGCCAUCACGUAGAGCAUGGGGCAGGUGUUGAGUUCACAAUGUAUGGCGCAAGCACAGCAUGUACGAGGCAAACACCGAAAGUAAAAGUCACUAUGCAUCAUAAGACCAAGCUCGAUUGGUGAAAGACAGGUCCUCGGGGUCGGUCGAUGAAGUCGCAC
Molecule: messenger RNA, 2032 nt
Organism: Aureobasidium subglaciale EXF-2481
Lineage: Eukaryota; Fungi; Ascomycota; Dothideomycetes; Dothideales; Saccotheciaceae
Exons: 4
Coding region: 292-1545 (417 amino acids)
Biological process (GO): purine nucleoside catabolic process
Cellular component (GO): cytosol
Molecular function (GO): purine nucleosidase activity
Source: RefSeq, a predicted model, not a curated record